This is a messenger RNA of Lichtheimia ornata, 1404 nucleotides long. RefSeq lists its product as uncharacterized. The record is from RefSeq and is a predicted model, not a curated record. The transcript has 5 exons. Lineage: Eukaryota; Fungi; Mucoromycota; Mucoromycetes; Mucorales; Lichtheimiaceae. Bases 1 to 1404 code for a protein of 467 amino acids.
AUGGCCGAUCUCCCUGAUCGUGAGCUCUAUCUUCCCGCAAAGUACAGCCACCUGACACCACACGAAUACCUCAAGACUCUCAUUGCAUUCGUCAAGCAGUACGACUACCUGAUCAACCUCCACAUUGUCAACUUCAUUACCACAGACCAAUGGCAACUUCUGGAUCCCGAGUGGCGAGCUGCUUUACUACCAGCCGAUGUCAACAAUGAAGAUGAUUGGAUUCAACAGCUUAUCAAUAUCACAUCAGGGAAUACCGAGAAUGAUACAUGGCCUGCUUCAUUGAAGGAAUACGUUCAGCAUACCCGGGACAUGGCAUUACCACGAGGAUUCCUUUCAGACUAUGAUGUUGACGUAUGUCAAUUGGAGCAAGACUAUCAGCGUGGAAUGAAUGAUAAAAAGAUUCAUGAGAUUGGGUUCAUGAGCACAUUGAUUGAUCGUGUGGCUACUCGAAGGAAUAUUGAUUCGGUGAUGGAUCUUGGUGCAGGACAAGGAUACCUUGCGCGUGCGAUUGCUUGGAAGUAUGGUCUACGUGUAUUGGCUGUUGAUGGCUCUGAAGUCCAAACAUGUGGCGCCAAACGCAUUGAUCAAAACAUCCUCAAACGAACUUGCAAGCAAAAUGGUGAGGUCCACCACGUGACUGAAAUGGUGACACCCGAGAACAUAUCCAGCAUUCUUUCCAAUUGGCAAACCAGCAACGAUCAACAAAGCGAGACAAAGGAGCCAUGGUUAUUAUGUGGAUUACAUGCUUGUGGCGAUCUUUCAAGCCUGAUGUUGCGGUUAUUUGCCGAGAGCGAUGAAAUGGGUAGCCUGGUGAAUGUGGGAUGUUGUCAUCAUUUCCUUACACAAGAAGAAGGAUUCCCAAUGUCAGCGUUUGUCAACAAAGAACUUGGAUACCAGCAAACAUCGACAGCUCACAUGUUGGCUUGUCAAACACCAUCAAGAUGGACCGAUCGUGCUGAAGAAACUCUAAAGUCAUUUGAACAUCACUUUUUUCGGGCACUGUUACAGCAUAUCAUGGUAGAAAAGGGGCUUACACCUGUGGAUAAGGCACCAAUCGUGGGUCGACUCAACAAGAAAAAGGACUUUGUAUCAUUCCCGGUUUAUGUGUGUGCCGCCUUGAAAAGAUUUGGGUUGCCCGAGGAUACCAUUUCAGCGCAAGAAGCCGAGGCUUAUUACGAAAAGUACAAGCAUCACAAACAAAUAGAUAAGCAGAUUGCCGUACUAUGGACUAUUCGAGUAUUACUGGCACCCGUUUUGGAAAGCAUUAUUCUGCUGGAUAGGUGGUUGUAUCUCAAAGAGUCACUUUUGCAGUAUCCGGAUACAAAAACCAAGGGCGUGUGGAUGUGGCCAUUGUUCGAUCCCAUCAUUUCACCUAGAAACACUGUAAUCGUAGCUUCCAAAUAA